Messenger RNA from Chironomus riparius, 3693 nucleotides. The record is from the annotation of a GenBank genome assembly. Lineage: Eukaryota; Metazoa; Arthropoda; Insecta; Diptera; Chironomidae.
AGAAUAUCAUAGAACUAAAGACUGACUCUUUUAUAUAUUUUUCGAGUUAUUCAAGAUAUACACUUCCAAAAGCGAAGUUCUGUCUUGGAAAAUAGCUAGUAAACUGUGUGUCGUGAAGUUUUGAUAAAGUUUUGUAUUAUAUUUGUGUAAUAAAAUGUAAAUUAUUUAAACAAAAGUUCUUUUUCUAUUGAACGAAAAAAAAAGUCAAAAUAAAAGCAAACAAAGUGAAGUUAAAAUAAUUCAAAAGAUGGCUCAUCAGAAACGGAGUGGAAAAACAUCAAUGGGAAAUACGAGCAGCAGUUCUUGUCCUGAUGAUAAAGAUAAUCCAGAGACAUUAAUUGAUGUAUUUCGGUGCUUUAUUUGCAUGGAAAAGCUUCAGGAUGCACAUUUAUGUCCAUUUUGUAGUAAAUUGUGCUGCUACGUAUGCAUAAGUCGAUGGUUAGUUGAGCAACGAAAGCAAUGUCCACACUGUAGAGCUCCACUUCACGUACACGAAUUAGUCAAUUGCCGUUGGUUUGAAGAAGUCGCAAAUCAAGUUGAAAGCUUACAAAUAAUGGCAAAUAAAACGUCACAUUUGACAAAUUUAAAUGAUAAGGAUUUAUGUCCAACACAUAAUGAAGAGAAAUUAUCAGUCUAUUGUUGGACAUGUAAAACAUGUAUAUGCCAUAAAUGUGCUCUGUUUGGCGGAACACAUACGAAUCAUACGUUUAAACAAUUGGAACUUGUCUAUGAGACGCAUUUAUCGCAAGUAAAGGAGGAGGUUAGUCAGUUACGCUCACGACUUGUCGAACUCGUCGGUUUUGUAUCGGAUGUCGAGCAGAAUGUUGAAGUCGUGAGAAGUGCUAAAGAUGAAAAGGUUCGUGAAAUACGUAAUGCUGUGGAAUUAAUGGUUAGUCGACUCGAUGCACAGUUAAAAGUCAAAUUAAUAAGUUUAAUGCGACAGAAAAAUGCUUUGACAUUAGAGACUGAACAAUUAGAACAUUUAUUACAAGAAAUUGAGCAUCAAUUGAAUUCAUGCUCGCGAUCACAAUUAAUAAGCAAGUCGCCAGAUUUAUUAAAAAUGAUAAAUCAAGUACGCUCGAAACCAAUGUCGAGUUUCUCAUGCACACCGAUUCCUGCUGAUUUUGUGAGUGAGAUUGUACCAAAUUAUGAUACAGGAACUUUCUUGAUUAAGAAUUUUACGAAGCUUCAACAAAAAGGCGACGCAAUAUAUUCAACUCCUCUACAUGUUAACGGAUUAUGUUGGAGAUUAAAAGUAUAUCCAAAUGGGAAUGGAAGUGUUCGUAAAGAAUAUCUUAGCGUUUUCCUCGAAUUGUCUUCAGGCUUUCCUGAAAUAUCAAAAUAUGAAUAUCGUGUCCAAAUGAUACAUCAGAACUCAACGAAGAUUAUUCAACGGGAAUUUGUAAGCGAUUUCGAAGUCGGUGAAUGCUGGGGCUACAAUCGCUUCUUCCGAUUAGAUCUAUUAGCCGAAGAAGGUUAUUUAAACACAUCAAAAGAUACUCUUGAAUUGAGAUUUAAAGUACGCGCAAGUACAUUCUUUCAAAAAUGUCGAGAUCAGCAAUGGUAUAUUAAUCAAUUGUUGCGACAACAAUCCCAGAAUCUCUCACAAAUUCGCGAACUCAAAGAUCGUCUUGAACGUGAACAAAUGAAAAGUUUGACACUCGCUCAAUCAGCGACAGCGACGACAAGCGAUGGAAUGGGAAAAUUGACGAAAUAUAAGUUAAUACCAGAUUCUCAUGUUGACGAUUUAUUGUUUGUGCAGCAACAACAAGCUAUUUUCAAUGAUGCAACAUCGUUUAGCAUAACUGAUGACUUGAAAAAGUUGAGCAGUGAUGCGAGUCGAAAUAGAAAUCGUUCGGGUAUUCAUGAGAAUCAUAGCAACGAAUCAGCACGAAAAUGUGAAUUAUCUCAGCAACAAGCACAGAAAUCAAGUCAUGACAAGUCAAAAGAUAAGUCUUUAGAGAAAGCAAAGCAAAGUUCAAGUGCAACAAUGUCAAAUGAAACAAAGACAACGACUUCAUUGGCCAUAUCCUUCUCAUCUCCAAAUCUCGCUACAAAUACAAGUUUCAGCUCUAGUUCUGAUUCUGAUGGAUUAGAUAAUGCCUGUGGCAUAACGAAUCGAAUUGUUAAAAUUCAAAACUUAUUAGAUGAUGUCAGUUCUAUUGACGAUAACGAACAUAAUGAAGAAUCUCUUAAUUUAGCCGGUGAAAAUGAUGUCGAAUAUGCUGAAUUGACACAGCGUAUGAUAUUUCCAGCAACUGUGCAAAAGGCACAAAAUCAAUUAGACAACGUCGAAACAUCCGAAUCAGAUUUAAUGAUAAUGAAUCUUUUUGAAGCAUCAUCAAAUUGCGAAAGCACCUCAUCACACUCAUCAAACUCAUCCGCAACUGCCCUACGACCAAUUACAAGUGUCUUAGAUAGUAUUGAGACUGUACCAUCAUCAACAAUUAUUGGUGCUCUAACUAGUAACAUUAGCAAAAAUAGUAUUAGUAAUAAUUUGUCAUCGGAUUUGCAUCCAGAGAGUUCAUCUGGUCAUUCACUGCCAACGCCAAUUCAUGAAAGUAACACUUGUGCUAGUCCCGUUUGGAAGACUCAAGUGAGUAGCCAGAGAUUAAAGCAUUUAAAUGAUUUGAUUCACAAUGUUAAGUUGCUUAAUAGUGAUGAAAAAAGUUAUCAAAUGCCAUCAACGUCGAUACAGAAUGUUUAUAAACGAAAUCCUAGAACGAUAAGGCACAAGAGAUUCUCAUUAAAUGAGAACAGCAUUGAUGCUGAUAACAUUGAUGUAUCAUUUCCAUUUCCACAUGAUUUUGACAAUAUGAAGAAAUAUACGGAUGAUAUAUGGCAAAAGACAGUAUCAUCAGACUGCAGUGAUCAAUCAAUUCAAGUAUGGGAAAAGCAGCCAGAAGCGAGUAAACCAACAAUGGCUUGGUCAACAUCAUCAUCAUCGCUUUAUGUACCCCCACCAAGAAAUUCAUUUUAUGAUGACGAAAUCUGGUCAAAUAUGUCGGGUGGAAAUAUAUUCUUUCCUGCAUCAGGUCCAUCAACAAGUAGUACAAAGCGCUUAUCAACGACUACCGAUUCUAAGAAUCGUACGAAAAAAACAUUUGGAUUAAAGUCACAAAAUGCACCAAGCACAUCAACAGCAAUUGACAGCGAUGAUGACUUGAUAAAGAAGAGAUUGUCGUUGUCGUCACUAAGAAAUUCUUUAUGUAGACAAAAGGCACUUGAAAAUUUAAAUAAUGGAAAUGUAGCACAGUCAAGUGCAUUUCCAUCCGAUUCGAGUGAUGAUUUUCUUCAGGCGUUAUCUAACAUGAGCUUUGAUAUUGGCUCGAUGACAAAUUCACGCUCAGAAGAUGACAACAAGACAUCAAAUAGCAAGAAGAAGAAUAAUGUUUAUACUGUUGACUGAAUCAUUUGCUGGGCGGAAAAAAAUAAUGCACAACAUUUGCGAAUGGCACGUCAUUUGAAGUGCGAUGUUUAGGAGAUAAACCUUGAUUAGGGAAUACAUACUAGUAAAUAACAAAUCUAGACUCAGCCAAGAUCUUUAGAUCAGCCAAUAAAUAUUAGCAACCAAACAUUCAUGUCUACAUUAAGCUUAGAGCGUGACUGCCUUUAAUUCUCGCAUUUGAACUGCCGAUUUCAAUUAAAACCUUUUUAUCGCUCAUGAAUUGUUUAUUAAUCCCUAAAACACAA